Colletotrichum higginsianum IMI 349063 is the source of this 1752-nucleotide messenger RNA. Its product is annotated as Carboxylic ester hydrolase. The transcript has 5 exons. The coding region runs from base 1 to 1752 and encodes 583 amino acids. Gene Ontology annotation, molecular function: carboxylic ester hydrolase activity. The record is from RefSeq and is a predicted model, not a curated record. Lineage: Eukaryota; Fungi; Ascomycota; Sordariomycetes; Glomerellales; Glomerellaceae.
AUGUUCGCCCUCCCUCAACCCUCCAUGGAGAGGAGGAAGUUCGACUGGCGGAGAUUCUCUGCGCCAGUUGCCAUCGCAAGCAUGAUCCUCGCCGUCCUCUCCGUCGUCCUCUACUUUAAUAUUCGUGAACAUCUCACUGCCCGGGAUGAGGCCAACCUGCCGAGGGUGACAGUCGAUCUAGGCUACGCAAGGUAUUCUGGCAACGUGCUCCCCAGCGGCGUGAGCCAGUUUCUCGGUAUGAGAUUUGCGGCGCCUCCCAUAGGAAAUCUGAGAUGGCGUGCACCUCAAGAUCCCGAGCCUAAGGAAGGCACGACAGAUGCCAUUGAUGUGAGGCGUCUUUUGCCAUCUUGCCGUUCGAGCGCUAUUUCGCUGACCGAGUCCCAGUUUGGGCCGACAUGCCUCGCGACGGAAGUGACGUAUCCAACUUCGGGCCAAGAUGAGGACUGUUUAUAUGUCAACGUCUGGUCACCUAACAACACGACGCCCGACUCGAAGCUUCCGGUGUGGUUAUUUAUUCAAGGCGGAGGCUACACCUCCAAUGCCAACCCCAACUGGAAUGGCUCUCAGGUUGUCGACGUCUCCGGCAAGAACAUCGUCUUCGUCAACUUCAACUACAGGGUCGGCUUAUGGGGGUUUCUGGCAAGCGAGCGCAUCAGGAAGGACGGGGACUUGAAUGCAGGACUCUUGGACCAGCGGCAGGUCAUGAAAUGGGUCCAAACUCAUAUUUCAAAGUUUGGCGGCGAUCCAAAUCACGUUGUUAUCCAUGGUCUCUCGGCAGGCGCUGGCUCAGUCGCCCUCCACCUCGCAGCGUACGGCGGGAGGGAUGACAAGCUAUUCGUAGGCGCCAUGUCCGAGUCUGUCUUCUUUCCCGCCCAACCCCGCGUGCCCGAGCUUGAAUACCAGUUCGACAAGACCGUAGAGCAGGUCGGCUGCAAGGACGAAAAGGACCAGAUGGGGUGUCUUCGCGGCAAGGAUAUCAAGGCCAUCCAGGACGCCAACCUUGCCUUGCCGUUCCCCGGAAGAUCGGCGAACCCACACUUUUACUGGACGCCCUGUAUAGACGGUGACAUGCUCCGGGACUACCCAUACCGGCUCUACGAAAAGGGAUCCUUCAUCAAAAUGCCCGUGCUCUUCGGCACGGGAACUAACGAGGGGUCCGUCUUCGCUGCCAACGUCGCGACCCAGGAUGGAUUCGUCUCCUUCAUGACGGAUAACUACCCGAAGCUCACAAAGAACGAGACCGGCCUCAUGCUGGAAAAGUACCCGCUCCUGGCCCCCCUCCCGAACCACAACGCCUGGUUCCCCUCUACCAGCCAGGCCUACGGCGAGACGACCUUCAUCUGCCCAGGCAACAUCGUCAUGGACGCCUACGCGGCCGCGAACCGCUCCUCCACGAGCUGGUCCUACCGUUUCAACGUACAGGACAACCAAAACACGGCCUCCGGGCUCGGCGUCCCGCACGUCUUCGAAGCGCCCGCCGUCUUCGGCAUCGACGCGUGUCCGACGCCUGAGAGCUUCCGCACAUAUAACCGGCCGAUCGUGCCUCUGAUGAUGAACUACUGGAUCUCCUUCAUCCGGAGCCUGAACCCCAACACGUACAAGCUCAACGGUGCCCCGGCUUGGGACGCCUGGGGGAGGAACCAGUCGCGGUACGUGUUUGAGCUGGACAAGAACCGUAUGGAGAAUGUCGACGACGGGCAGAAGUCCCGGUGCCGCUUCUGGGAGAGCAUCGUGGAGGUCAUGGAGCAAUGA